AGAAGAGAGUGGUUCUGUCACGCCACGGACUUUCAAUCCUUAAUGUAUCCCUGUUUUAUCAUUUGCCGCAUUCUCGGAACGUUUCCAUACAAGAUCAAUGGUUCGGUUUUCGAGAUUUCAAGACCGCGUUACAUCCUGUCCACCGUGGUUGUUUGCGUUAACAGCAUUUGCAAUCUGAUAAGCAUUUACAAUUUGAUUUCUACAACCAAUUCGGUAAACGUGAUCAAGAUUCUUGAGAGUCUCUGUUACUGUAUGUGCAGUAAUUUCAUAUUGAUCAUUACGCAUGUCUUGAGUGGACCACGAAUGCGUUUGUUGCAGACUAUUUUGAAUAUCUCUUUGAAAUUAUCCUCAAAGUCAUAUCAAAACUUAUCCAGAUUGAUCUAUAUUAAGGACACCUUCAGUACUAUAACCGUGAUCGUGCAAAUAUGUGUAUAUUUUUUUAAAACAUUUGACUAUUCGCAUAUCCUAAAUACGGUAUUAGCAAUAUACUAUCUUUUGCUGAUAUUUCAGACAAAUAUGCUAUAUAUAAAUUGUGUUUAUAUAUUAAAAGCUUGUUUUAAAGAUAUUAAUGAUAAUUUGAGACACAUGCAGAGACUCGUGAUAAACGAUACAAAAUCAUGUGUCCCCACAUUUAUCAAUCACCUGCAGAGAAAUCAAUUUUUGAUAAUAACAAAACUCAAGGCUCUAAAAAAAUGGCAUUUAAUGAUUAGCGAUGCAGUGCAAAUGCUGAAUAUAAUCUUCAGUGGGCAACUUCUUGCUACUAUGGUCUUAAUCUUUUCUAAUACCACUUUUGAAUUGUAUUUCUUUAUAGUACGCUGGCAAGAUAAUGGGAUACUUAUUAGUUUUGAUAGACACCUAUUUGACACAUUUUUAAUGGUCUUUGUAUAUCACAUUCUACAUUUGACGCUUAUUGUAUGGGUCUGUGAGACCGGCAAGUAUCAGGCCCAAGAGAUUCGUACCACUAUUCACGAUCUACUUAACAACACUAGCGAUGAACAAAUCAAAGAUGAGGUAAUAAAGAUGCAAUUAUAUAUUUUUUUCUAAAGAUGUGUAAAUACGAUUUUUUAACAUUAAAUCUACUGAUUGUGAGUCGUAUUUGCUUUUUCAAUUUUACGUAUUCGUUCCUUCAUUGAAUUUGCAAUCUGAUAUUGCAGUUGCAGCUGUUUUCUUUACAAACACUACAUCGCAAAAAUAUAUUUUCGGCGAAAGGUCUCACUGUAGAUGCGACGCUUCUCACAACAGUAAGUAAUCAAUUAUUUACUUUCAGUAAUAAUACAUAUAUAUUGUUUAUAUUUUUUAUUUCAUUUUCAGAUGAUUAGUAGUAUCACGAUGUAUAUGUUGAUAUUGAUACAAUUCUUGAUUACGUCACAUUCUUGUGAUGUAAAAUCACAUAAGUAAUUCCAUUAUAAUAUAAAAGAGAUAAUCAAAGAA
This is a messenger RNA of Wasmannia auropunctata (little fire ant), 1431 nucleotides long. RefSeq lists its product as uncharacterized. The record is from RefSeq and is a predicted model, not a curated record. Bases 43 to 1044 code for a protein of 333 amino acids. Lineage: Eukaryota; Metazoa; Arthropoda; Insecta; Hymenoptera; Formicidae. Gene Ontology annotation, biological process: sensory perception of taste. The transcript has a single exon. Gene Ontology annotation, cellular component: membrane.